This is a messenger RNA of Cryptosporidium ubiquitum, 1056 nucleotides long. Its product is annotated as peptidase family C54 domain-containing protein. NCBI's taxonomy places the organism in Eukaryota, Apicomplexa, Conoidasida, Eucoccidiorida, Cryptosporidiidae. The record is from RefSeq and is a predicted model, not a curated record. Gene Ontology annotation, molecular function: protein-phosphatidylethanolamide deconjugating activity. The coding region runs from base 1 to 1056 and encodes 351 amino acids. The transcript has a single exon.
AUGAAUUUUGGUAGAAAAUUUUAUUUCUCAGUCAGUUUACUCUUCAGGGAAAUUGCUCAAAAAUUCAUCAAUAUCGACGAACCAAUUUUUAUGCUAAGGAAUAAAUACGAGCCCGAGAAUAAAGAACGUUUUUUGAAUGUAUUUCGUGAAAUUAUACUAUUUACGUACAGAAAUGAAUUUAAAAAUAUUAGUAUAUCUAAGGGUAUAUUAAAGCCGAAAAGCAAUAUAAAAGAUGAUUCGAAUAAUAUAACAUCGGAUAUUGGAUGGGGGUGUAUGUAUAGAGUAACUCAAAUGUCAAUAGCUUAUGGUGUUCGCCAAUUUCUAAAAAGCUAUUUGGGCGACUCAAAUAUUGAAAACAUAAUAAAAAACUUUCAAGAUAAUGAAUAUGCCAAGUUUUCAAUUCACAAUAUGGUUAAUGUUGCUUUGAGUGAAUUUGGAAUUAAUCCUACAUCUUGGAUUGGACCAACAACUUCAUCAAUGAUCGCAGACAAGUUAAUAAAUGACAACAGAAAUAUCAUAUCUAAUAUUCAAAUUGCAAGUAUUGCUUAUAUAGACGGCACUAUCUAUAAGAACCAAGCAAUAAAACACUUUUCAGAAAUAAGUUCAGAUAGCUGUACUUUUGUAUGGCUUUGUAUGAAGUUGGGAACAUCAAAAUUUAAUAUUAGUGCGUAUAAAGAAACAAUAAUUUCAAUGAGUAACGUUCCACAGUUCAUUUGUAUUAUGGGGGGGAAUAAUUAUUCUUCUGGUGCUUUACUCAUUGUUGCAUUUAGUGACACUUUUUUGUAUUGUUUAGAUCCACAUAUAAAGGUACUUCCAAUGUUUUCUGAAAAGAAUUUUAGUAGGGAUGAAUUUAUUCAAGAAAUUCCAACGAAGAUUUAUUGGGAGGAACUGAAUCCAUCUUUAUCCAUGGUUUAUAUUUGUCGGAAUCUUGAAGAUUUUGACGGUUUAUGCAGUGAGUUAACUAGAAUUAAUUCUGAUCUAUUCGAAAUAAUAAAUAAUUUUGAGAUUGAGUUGAGGAGUGAAAUGGAGUUCAAUUCGGGAUUUUUAAUUGUAUAA